This is a messenger RNA of Phialemonium atrogriseum, 2113 nucleotides long. RefSeq lists its product as uncharacterized. The record is from RefSeq and is a predicted model, not a curated record. The coding region runs from base 44 to 2113 and encodes 689 amino acids. Lineage: Eukaryota; Fungi; Ascomycota; Sordariomycetes; Cephalothecales; Cephalothecaceae. The transcript has 2 exons.
CCCAAACUUCGCGCUCGCCGAUAAAAAACAAAUCACAUCACCAAUGGCUUCUGAGAGCAUCUCCGUGGCGGAUUAUAUCUCGACAGUCUGCUCGGUUAUUGCUGCAGUGUUUGGAUUGGUCACUGUUGUUACUGUCGUUGUCGCCGUCAGACAGUUGCUCACGGAGCACCGAGCUUACGCAUCCGGCCUGUCCCAGCAGGCGCUGGGACCCUGGCACGACAAAGUCAGAACAAGACGUCUCCUGGGCCUGCAACAGGAAAUCAACACACCAACAAUAACCGUGCCUUCGCUCCUGAAGGCGAAUUGGAACCCCCAGUUUGUGUUCCCAGGGGCACCCGCUUCGACCCCUCAGGAUGGCAGGACGGAUCCAGAGAAGGCACUCGCCAAGGCCAGCUGGGUCAACUUCCUUGCCGCUAUUGGUGUCAAGUUGAAUGAUCAAAACCUUUACCAAAUGAGCCCGCAGCCCAACUUGGUGAAUGGCAUCGUUCCCAUGCGCUGGGAAGGGAAGAGUCUCGCUGCCAUAUGCAGCCUCCUUGGAUUCCAGUCAUCGGAACAGAAGCCCAGUUUCAAGGAACCCAUGAAGCUUCCCAUGCAUUGGACGGGCCCCUUGGGAUGGCUUCAGUUUCGUGAAGGCCCCAACGGAUGCAUCGUCGAGUAUCGAAGGAGGGCCCUUAUUGCCGACCAAAUCAGUCCCGAAGUCCACUUGUUCUUCAAGUCCGUUCCCCAACGGACCGAGGACCACAGCUUUGUCGCUCGAUUGUGGCGAUCCAUCAAUGGGAUGAUGAUUGGAGACAAAAAGGCCCUCUACCUUGGAGGCACGGAUGAACGGUCUGAGAGGCGCGCCAAGCGCCGUGAGGCGGGAGAGAACCUCGAGAAGACAGGUUCAGACGACAGCCGCCCCGACUUUGAUGGCCUGAUGAAGGGUAAGACUGGGGCUCCAACUGAGAAGCGCAAUCUCUCGACAGCUUCAACAACCGUGGCGACACCUCACACCCCCAUUCCCGAUGCUGGUCUCAAGAGGAGAGAAGACGACGACCUAUUUGAGGACUUGAUGAAAGCUCCGUCGAAGGAGGACAUCAUGAAAAAGCUUCGAAAUCCCAACAAUCCAAGGGGCAAAGACGAAUCGGACUGGGAAACCGAACUGGAUGCAGAGUUAGGAGGAUUAAGGGACAUGCUCCGCAGAAUGCGCGAAAAAGGGCUGGGAAAGAUGGAGGUCUUUGUGCCGUGCGAGGGCCUCCUCUCCGUCGUCGUCCAAGGCGAGCUGGCCAACAGCCGUGGCCUCAGCAUCCAGGAUUGCACAGAAUACAGCCGGGCAUAUGUUGACUACGACGACGUCAACCAGAAAAGAACGCCGUACCGUCUCGGAGAUCUGUUCAUGGACGAAGACCUUUUGAAGCUGAUGAAGCAAGCAGUGGGAUUUAUCAAGCCGGAUGGUUUCUACUUCACGCCAACCAAGUGGUUGGCCUCGGAUGUUGCUGAGGUCUACCGGCAUAUCAACCGAGCUUGUGAAAACCCAAAGAAUGAGGAGGCCGUAUUCCCCGAGCUCCAGUUGAAAGAUUGGCCAACAACCUGUAACGACCGUGAGUGCUUGCACUACACCAUGGUGCUCUGCAACAACUUUCAACACAUUCGCCUGCACGGCCGUGCCCACUUUACGAUCGGGGACAUGGUGGUGAUUGGAAAGGCAUCGAGAUCGCUCCCCAAGGUGGCCGAUCUCGUGUGGUCAAUGCUGAUAUCGCCUGACCUAUUCAACGACCUCAACCGAGCAUUCAACAGAAGUAUCGAGGAGUUCAAGGCUCCUAGAGGAUGGGACUUUCUCGACGCCGAAGUGAGUUGCAGCAACGGUGUUCUCAACUGUACGGAUUUGAUGAGGAGCUGUGGGGUUUCGAGGGAUGAUGACAUCAAGUAUGCCACCACCGCCAGUACCCCGCCAGCGCAGACGGAUCCAAUGGACUACACUGUUCCGUUGUGUUCGAACAACACAUUUCAAGGAUCGCAGGUCUUAGCAUCGUUCUUGGACGUUCUGGUAACGCACUUUUGGGUCGAGAAGAGUUGGAUCACGGACGUUGAGUCGUAUGAUCAUGUCAUCCCCCAGACUAUCACUAUGUGCUAG